AUGAGCGAAGACGAGAGGAGCGCCGAUGAAGAGGUUUCGUCCAGGAAAAACACAAAAGAAACUGAAGGCAACUUUCUGAUCUCCAGCUGCAUAGUGAUCACAUGUCUUACGGGAAUUGUCUCCUUGGUGUAUCUCCUCUACUACCUGGAAGACAGCGCCGGCAAGAUGAGGAAGCAUGCCACCGUGAGAACUUGCCGUACCUUAUAUUGUGACCUGAUGUCACAGCAACUGAGCUUCUCAAUGGAUGGGCGUAUCCCACCUUGCACGGACUUCGUGAGCCACGUCUGCAGCGGUUGGGUCAACUCCGCUGCCGAGGCCAACACUGUCUCGACGGCUAUCGAGGUUGGGUUCUUCCUAAUAUUGGAACUCAAAUUGAAGAUGUACAGAGCAAACAGGAACAAACAAGACAUCGUAGACAUGACAGCUAUCUUGUUCCAGUCCUGCACGGCCAUGAAUGGAUCGCACACGAUAGAUAAGCUCAAGAAAGUUCUUGGAAUUUUUCAUUUGAAAAACUGGCCUAAUUUUGAUUACACGGACUCCGGUCACUUCGACGUCUUUGCAGAGAUACUGAAGGCGGACUUGAAGUGGAAUAUGAACCUCGUCUUUAAAGCAGAACGAGUCUAUCGAUUUGACAUCGGCAAGCCCAGAGUCUCUUUCCUUCCUACCAAGCAGGCAUGUCCUUACCGGAGCGACAAUGCGUCCUUAGAGCAAGAGUAUACAGACUACGUAAAAGAGAUUUUUCGGAUCUUUGGAUAUCAGAGCGCAGUAGGGACGGGUGAAGUAGCAUCCUUGCACAUGUCGCUCUGCAACUUCACCAGAGCCCCUUUUGACAAUGACUAUCAGUACUUGGAAAGUGUACUGAACCUAACUGCAGACCUCGGCCUCACAACGGACAAAUGGAUCCAGCAUCUUAAGCCGCUGGGUAACCUUACUGAAAAAUCAAUUGUGUACACUAACCUGCAUUUCGUGUCGUCUGCAUUGCAGCUGCUUACUCAGAAUAUUACCACCGUGCAAGUUAUGCGCUACAUGGGUUACAUGAUCGCCAACCAAUUUGCAGCCACUGACAGCAGAGUACAAGAGGCGAGGGAUAGCCGUCCGUUCCUCACGUUAUGGUUUCCUCGUCUCAAGAACACUAUGGUGACACCGUGCCUGCACGAAGUGAUGUACCACUUCCUACAUGGCUGGAACGUGUUCACCCUGCUCGCUAGCAAUCCGAAUCACACGAUGAGCCUAGACGUUGUCCAUCUCAUUCACACAAUCCUGGCUGCAACGCAGCGGAGGGUUCGGACCAGCACGUGGGUGGACGAAGAAUCAAAGGCGAUAACGUUGAACAAGCUGAAGAAGGCAUCUGUGGUUGGUCCCGUCGCGGCCAUUUACAUGGCAGUCUUCGAGGUGCACGAGAGGUAUGCUAAGCUGAAGGCCUUCACUGAUGAUUACUACGACAACCUUCUGAAAAUCAAGCAAAACGAUGCUGCUUUCCGGCUGAGCGGUAAGAAAAGGUACGCUCGAGAAGGAAACUUCGCAUCUGUUGGCAUAGAUGCCGACCACGCAACAAACACAUUUUACAUCUUCGCGGGUCUUUUGAACGUACCGUACUACUCGGAAAGUCUCCCGUUGCCAGUUAAGUACGGUGGCAUCGGGACGUGGAUAGCAAAGGCUCUUGCACAGGCCUUGACAAGGAAAGGAGCGAAGACAGGUGCCCUCGGAACCUCACAGCAUUGGUGGCUGGGGAACACCUACCGCGAAUACCUACGGAGGAAGCAAUGCUUUGCAAAGAAGACGAAUUCAUCGUCGGCUUCAGUUCGUUCCGACUACACAGACUCCUACUUGGCAGUGAGAAUUGCGUACGAUGCUAUGAUGACGGCUGUGGCACAGAGAAAAGUGAAGUGGGAGCUCCCCAAUAUGCACCUUUCUGACGCCAAUAUGUUCUUUCUGACUUACUGUUUGGGAAUUUGUAGUACAACAGAGCGUGAUGGCAAAGUUGUCCUUACCGAUUUGGCCACUAAUAUGUGCAAUGGUGCGGUCAAUAAUAUGCCAGAGUUCAGAGAGGCUUGGCAGUGCGACGAGAUGCAGCAAGAGACUCCCGGCCCCAUGUGCGAGCUCUACUGA
This is a messenger RNA of Ornithodoros turicata, 2109 nucleotides long. RefSeq names its product neprilysin-1-like. Gene Ontology annotation, molecular function: metalloendopeptidase activity. The record is from RefSeq and is a predicted model, not a curated record. Gene Ontology annotation, biological process: protein processing. The transcript has a single exon. NCBI's taxonomy places the organism in Eukaryota, Metazoa, Arthropoda, Arachnida, Ixodida, Argasidae. Gene Ontology annotation, cellular component: plasma membrane. The coding region runs from base 1 to 2109 and encodes 702 amino acids.